Molecule: messenger RNA, 1000 nt
Organism: Mus caroli (Ryukyu mouse)
Lineage: Eukaryota; Metazoa; Chordata; Mammalia; Rodentia; Muridae
Product: membrane-spanning 4-domains subfamily A member 4A-like
Cellular component (GO): Golgi apparatus; plasma membrane
Source: RefSeq, a predicted model, not a curated record
CAUUGCAUCUGAACAAAGAACCUGAGGCACAUUCCUAGAGACAGCUCCUCAUCUGACACAUAACAGGCUUUCCAGUUGAGAAGAAAGCAUUGUUUCUGCUGCCAUGUUAGUCAUACAAGGAACAGAACAGACUGCAUUGGAAGCUGGUUAUGGGGCACAGCAGAAUGGACAACCUUUAUAUGUGAAUUCGCAUUCAUGGAAAAGAAUGACAGAGAAGUUCUUGAAGGGAGAACCCAAAAUCCUUGGGAUUGUGCAGAUUGUAAUCGCCAUCAUGAACCUCAGCAUAGGAAUUAUGAUGAUAAUUGCCACUGUGUCGACCGGUGAAAUACCCCCUUCUUCAGUGUACAUAGGAUACCCAAUUUGGGGGUCCCUAAUGUUUAUUAUUUCAGGGUCAUUUUCAAUUGCAGCAGGAAGAAGAACUACAAAAGGUUUGGUUCGAAGCAGCCUAGGCUUGAACAUUACCAGCUCCGUGUUUGCCUUCUCGGGGAUCGUAAUCAGCUCAGUGAGCCCAGGCAUUUAUUCUUUCCAUGUAUAUUACUGUACAUAUAGAGGUUCAUCAGAAGGCUGUCGCAUGACCUUGUCCAUUUUAAUGGGUCUGGAUAUUGUGGUAGUCGUUUUAAGUGUGCUGGAAUUCUGCAUAGGAAUAUCCCUCUCUGCCUUUGGAUGCAGGGUGAUGUGUUGUAACCCUGGUGGGGUCAUGAUAAUUAUGCCAUCAAAUCCUACCAAGGCAGAGACAGCAAAUCCUGUAACACUUCAAAGUGGAUUGAUGCCACCAGAACACCAAGAGAAUAUGCACUGAUUAUUUAUCAAGAAGCAUAUAUGGGAAAACACAAGAAUCCAACUCCGAUGUCUGUAUAUGCAUGUGUGUGUGUGUGUGUGUGUGUGUGUGUGUGUGUGUGAGUGUGAGUGUGUGGUUGAAAUGACAUUCUCAUGUUUCACCAGGAAGUUGGCAGAUUAUUCCACUGGCUCCCCCUAAAGAGUAUCAGAAUGUAAUAAAUAA